AUGGCAGUUGAAGAAAAAGCAUCAGCAGUGGGCUGCUGGCCGGCCAUGGUAGCCAUGUUAAGCAUGCUACUCUUCAAUGGUAGCAUCUCUGACCGGCUCCUGCUAUCGGACAGGGAUUCAUCUUCAGGAAUGGGUGAACUGCGCCUGCGGAACGUCCUUUCGGUCAUUCUGGUCUAUUUCAGUCUGUCUUCCCUGGGAACAACAAGAGGAUUACCGACAGAGGUGGUGUCCGUGCGCGAAGUGUGUAAUACCACUCAGUGUGAAGAAAGAGCGAAAUUUCUCCAAGGUAUUCUCAAUACGAGCGCUGAUCCAUGUGACGACUUCGACCAGUACGUUUGUAGGAAAUGGCUUGACGCACAUCCUAUUCCUGCUGACCAGAGUUCCUAUGGAGUGUUUACUCAACUUAAAGCGGAUCUCGAGACAGAACUCAAAGAUGUCCUUGGAAACGCAACAUUGUCUUUCCAUCCACCGGAUAGCCCAAACAUAACGCACAAGAUACUGCGAGCGUACCAGUCGUGUAUGAAUGAGAAUACAUCGGAAGAGAACAGCACGGAGGCGCUACGAGGAAUACUGAGAGAUGUGGGUAUCGCAAAAUGGCCCGUCUCGUAUACAGAUGCCGACAUACCUGAGUGGAAUGAGACGUUCACUAAACUCGUGCUCAAACUUGGUCUAACGCCAGUAGUCACCUUGUAUGUGUUAGAGGACUUGAGAAAUGUUACCAACUAUGUGCUACAGAUGGACCAGCACAUUUUUGGAACUGUUGGCCGGAACCAGUUUCUGAACCAGUCUAACCAGCACAACAGGAAAAUAAUCGAAGCAUAUAAAGCGUACAUCGUGAAUGUCACGAAACUAAUGACAAACGGCUCCACGGGCCACAAGGAUCCUAGUGCUUUGGCAGACGAAAUAGUUGACUUCGAAGUUCAGAUUGCAAACUUUCCAUUCAUGGAGAUCGUAAAAAAUAUUUUCAACAAUAUCAGCAUAAGAGUCGACGAAAAAGAACCCGUUAUUGUGUGGGACACGGAGUACUAUAAAUCAGUAUUCGACUUCCUUGGCACUGUCAACAGACUAGUGCGAAUCCCUGUGCCAGCAACGGAGAGUCGUUGGCAGCAUGGGCGCCGUCACGAGGGCAAAAGGUUUCUGAGCCAAGACAACGUAGUUCCGGGGGCAGUUGGCGCACAUCAUUACAAGCAGAUCAUGUACCGCGAAAACGAUCCCCUGAACAUACUGUCCUGCCGCACCCCCACCCCACCCCCACCCCCACCCCUGGAAAAAAUCCUGGCGGCGCCCAUGGUUGGCAAUCAUGCAGAAUAG
Messenger RNA from Ornithodoros turicata, 1311 nucleotides. Its product is annotated as neprilysin-1-like. Gene Ontology annotation, molecular function: metalloendopeptidase activity. NCBI's taxonomy places the organism in Eukaryota, Metazoa, Arthropoda, Arachnida, Ixodida, Argasidae. The transcript is spliced from 10 exons. Gene Ontology annotation, biological process: protein processing. Gene Ontology annotation, cellular component: plasma membrane. The record is from RefSeq and is a predicted model, not a curated record. The coding region runs from base 1 to 1311 and encodes 436 amino acids.